UCACAGAGGUGAAAUAGAGGUUAUACAAUUUCUCUUUGCUCGUUGUUUGGAACUCUUCGUUUAGUGUAGAUAUAAAGUCUGUGCUGGACCUACCUAUUUCAUCACAAUGAGACUAGUGUCUAUGUUAUUAGUGAUAGCUGUCUUAUAUUUUGGAGAUGAAGUGUAUGCAGCCGCUUAUGAUAAAGAUGUGUAUACUCUAGUUACGAAACUUCGCACUAUCAACCCUUGCUCCCUCACUAGAGGAAUCGUACACCCUGAUGAGGAACUAGCACAGAAAGAAAAUGAUUGUCAGGCAGCUUUCAAAAAAUGGGACGAUGUCUUGCCGUAUGCUCUGAGAACAUCGUCCUGUAAAAAUGCAAAACAUGCAAGAUGUCAUAAGUUCAUCCACUUGCCCUUUCUCGUCUGCGCUGUAGAUGUGCCAGCCUGUACCACAGGCAGUUGUCUUUUUGGAUCCACGGAAUCAAAGGUAAUGUCCCUAAAGGAUUGUGUCAAAGAUGUAAGAUCUCCGACAAUAAGAAGGACCAAUAGCAAACCAUAAAUUAUGUGAUGCUGAAAUUUGGGACUUUAAACUCUCCUCUCUUACACUUCACGAUCCAAUUACGGACGUCCGCAACUCUACCUUCGAAAAGUCGUGUAACUUUUGUUGCGCAUUUUACAGAGAUCUGCAUUUGAUUCGAAUUUUCACCCUUUAAAAUAAUGGAAUGUAAUUAUUAGUUUAAUUGCCAACUUUAAGUCCUAACUUAAGGUGAUUCGACGGACGCCAUAUUUUGUGUCAGAACGGCAUGCGAUAUAUUGCAUCAAUCGGUUCCAUUUUUUUAGCUACUCGUCAUUUUUCUCAAAUUUUGAGAUCGCA
This is a messenger RNA of Bemisia tabaci, 853 nucleotides long. RefSeq lists its product as uncharacterized. The record is from RefSeq and is a predicted model, not a curated record. NCBI's taxonomy places the organism in Eukaryota, Metazoa, Arthropoda, Insecta, Hemiptera, Aleyrodidae.